Messenger RNA from Medioppia subpectinata, 711 nucleotides. Lineage: Eukaryota; Metazoa; Arthropoda; Arachnida; Sarcoptiformes; Oppiidae. The record is from the annotation of a GenBank genome assembly.
CAACCUCAACAGGUUCAGGCGGGCCCCCGGCCUAACCCUAAUGCCUGGAGAGUGCCUCCCAUUGUAUGCCCGGCCGAUACCACACUGAGGGCCCAGAUUGGCCCCACCGGCGGUACCAAAGGUUACCAGUCCAUUACCGGCAAAGUUGGCUGGGGUCUAGCAUGGUACAUUAAUGGAUUGUUGAUUCCGGAACUGACUUUGCAAAGAGGCAAAACAUACACAUUCAUCGUUGAGGGCGGCAACGAGCGAAACAACAGCGCCCGUCGGCACCCACUCUACCUGUCCGACGAUCCGGACGGCGGGUUCGACCACAAGACGGACGCCGAGCGCCAGAACGAGCAGAUCUUCGGCGGCGUCGGCAUAACACCGGACGGCACUAUUCUGCCCACCAGUGAGGGGCGACUCUGCGAGUGGAAAGUCAACCUCCGGGACCCGCGCCGGCCCGACGACUACUCAAACUUUUUUGACUUUCAACGCUCGCUAUCGCUGGACUGCGCUCAGGGCAAUUCCGGUGUACUCCGAUUCACCCCGGACAAUCAAACGCCCGACCUGAUCUACUAUCACUGUUACACGCAUCGGAAUCUGGGCUGGAAAAUACACGUGGUCGACAAUUGCGAUCAGCAUCAGCUGUUUGGCCAGUCGUCGGUGCCCAAGGCGUCGGUACUCAAGCCCGACCCUAUGCUGCUUAAGGGCGGCCCCGGAGGGCAGGAU